AUGUACACAAUUCUGAUGGACGCUGGGUCCAAGUAUGAGAUUGAUCGUCCAUUCCCCAUGAAGUCGCCACCAGAAAGCAGGGAUCCCAAGCCGUACUGUCACUUCCAUAGUGACAUUGGACAUGACACCAACGAAUGUAAAAGCCUAAAAAGGGCACUGGACGGCCUAGCCGCUAAGGGAUUCCUAAAGAGUUAUAUUAGCAGAAAUACGGGAGGAGGAUUGGCCGCCGGUGGACCGACCAUGAGAGGUCAGAAAGAUUAUGCCAAGCGGCUGGGACAAGUGAUGCUAUCAGGCAAGGCCACAGCCGACCCGUUCCCAAAAGUAGAGAUCGGCGAGGCCGACCGUGGAGAAAUAGCCACCCCGCACGAUGAUCCCUUGGUAAUUGAGUUGAAGGUCGCCAACCUGAGGGUUAGGCGUAUCCUGGUUGAUACCGGGAGCUCGUCAGACAUAAUCAGUCUUGAGUGCUUAAAUCGGUUGCAACAUGAUUCCUCAAAGAUUGAGAAAAUCCACUACCCCAUCAUAGGUUUCGGAGCCUAUGGUGCCGAGGCUGUUUUACCCAUAGAGAUGUGUGAACCAACUUUGAGGGUCAUGCUGUAUGAUGAAAAUGCUAACUGGGAGAUGAAUGGCGAGAGAAUACAACAAGAAAGUCUCUAA
Messenger RNA from Spinacia oleracea (spinach), 654 nucleotides. RefSeq lists its product as uncharacterized. The transcript has 3 exons. The coding region runs from base 1 to 654 and encodes 217 amino acids. Lineage: Eukaryota; Viridiplantae; Streptophyta; Magnoliopsida; Caryophyllales; Amaranthaceae. The record is from RefSeq and is a predicted model, not a curated record.